This is a messenger RNA of Panicum virgatum (switchgrass), 1077 nucleotides long. Its product is annotated as bidirectional sugar transporter SWEET2b-like. NCBI's taxonomy places the organism in Eukaryota, Viridiplantae, Streptophyta, Magnoliopsida, Poales, Poaceae. The transcript is spliced from 6 exons. Bases 274 to 972 code for a protein of 232 amino acids. Gene Ontology annotation, cellular component: membrane. Gene Ontology annotation, biological process: carbohydrate transport. Gene Ontology annotation, molecular function: sugar transmembrane transporter activity. The record is from RefSeq and is a predicted model, not a curated record.
GAAUAUGAUUGUGGGUUCCUGGAGCAGAGCAAGGGAGGGAGAUACUUGAACGAGUCACCACAAGGACAGAGAGGGAUAUUGGCAGGACACCGGCAGCAGUAGGCUUACGUUGUGAUCACUGAUUUAAACCCGACAAUUCAACGGGUGGUUGUAGUGUUGUUGUUGGUGGCGCGCGCCGGCUCCGGGCUCCGACCUAGGAGUAUAUCAGAGCCGCAGAUUUUUGGCACGAGGAGAGCCGAGCUGGUGGGAAAAAGCAGACGGAGGGAGGCAUUCAUGAGCUCGCUGUACGAUGUUUCCUGCUUCGCCGCCGGCCUUGCUGGCAACAUCUUCGCGCUCGCCCUCUUCCUGUCGCCGGUGCCGACGUUCAAGAGGGUGGUGAAGGCCAAGUCGACGGAGCGCUUCGAUGGGCUGCCCUACCUGCUCUCCCUCCUCAACUGCUGCAUCUGCCUCUGGUACGGCCUCCCCUGGGUCUCCGACGGCGGCAGGGCCCUCGUCGCCACCGUCAACGGCACCGGCGCGCUGUUCCAGCUCGCCUACAUUUCGCUCUUCGUCUUCUACGCCGACAGCCGCAGGACACGCCCACAGCUGAAGAUCGUGGGGCUCCUGGUGCUCGAAGCCUUCGUGUUCGCGGUCAUCGCGCACGCGAGCAUCGCCUUCCUCGACCAGCCGGCCCGGCAGCUGUUCGUCGGCAUUGUGAGCAUGGCGUCUCUGAUCUCCAUGUUUGCCUCCCCACUUGCCGUCAUGGGUUUGGUGAUCCGGACCGAGUGCGUGGAGUUCAUGCCCUUCUACCUGUCCCUCUCCACCUUCCUGAUGAGCGCCUCCUUCGCAAUGUACGGGCUUCUGCUGCGCGAUUUCUUCAUAUAUCUCCCCAAUGUCAUCGGAGUUAUCCUGGGAGCAAUGCAGCUGGUGCUGGACGCUUACUACAGCAGGAAAUGGAAGGGCGGCGAACCGUCUGCACCGUUGCUCGCCUGAUCAAAACCGAAUUGAUCAGUCAGCUGGUUGUGCCGGCGCUGGGUGUUUCUAAGGGGAGUUGAGGAUGCUACUACUAGCAGUCUAUACGUUGUUUUGUCCUUGUCA